ACCCCAAGAUGCCUUAAUCUAUUUGUGUUAUUUUCUAAGAUGGUAGAUUAUGAGAAGAAAGAGGAAGUUGUAGAGACUGCAACCAGGAGAUUUAAGCAAUUCGAUACCAUCUCUCAAAAGGAUGCUAAUCAUGACGAUCUUGUUAGUGAUCAUAUUUAUUUCCCAUCAUCAACAUCAAACCGUGAUCAAACACAGCUCAGCCCAGAAACAGCUGCUCGAAUUAUGAAAGAAAGGAAUAUAAUUCAAAAGAGCCUUCCUGAUUCAAUUUACGUUAGGGCGUACGAGGAUAGAAUCGAUCUACUAAGAGCUGUAAUCAUUGGAUCAGCAGCUGGCUGCACGGUUUACAAUUGGAUCGGGAGGUCUGUUUUGAACUACUUGAAACUCACCAAGAAAAUCUUAUCUGCUUGGAACCCAAGCCCGCCAACUCAGACCAGAAGGGGACAUUUGACAAGGAUAUAUUUCUGUCAAGUUGUCAGACAAUGCUUGCCAUUCUUCGUAAGCCACCGAAACAUUUCGAAGAAUUUGUCGUUCAGCAUUUCUGUAGCCGUGCUAAAAGUGUAUUGAGUGCUUGCCAAGUCCGGGAUGGUCAAUCUAAGGUUGACGGAUAUGUUACCAACGGUGAACAUCGCAUAUACGGGAGAAUUUCCAACACUACCGCAGUUAGUGAAGAAUUAAAAGGCUGCACAGAAAGCAUGAAAAGCAUUUACUUAAAGCUCGAUAAGGCGUUUACAGAGACUCCGGCUACUAAGUCUUUGAAGGAUGACUGCGAUACUGGAAAUAUCAUUGCAAGUGACAGGGACGACAAAUGCCCCUUUGAUGAGAAGACAAAUCCCAGCUUAACAGGAAACAUCCAUGAGGCUUAGUUAAAGGACGAAUUUCGACUGAAAACUUCUCCACCAGCUCUUGAAGAAAAGUGUAACUACCUAACGAUUAGCUAAUUAGAAACCCAACAGAGAGAUGCCGACUACCAAAUAGACUACCUACAUUUGGAUCUGGACUAUUAGUUAACAAGGUUUUUAUGAUCUUUAGUUCCUCCUUCGGGACAAAGAACUUUAUUUAUUUCGGUCGCAUAUACCCGCUUCAGUUUUAAGUUAGUAGUUGAUUGGUACACAGGUAAUUCUCAAUCACAAGUAUAGAUGGAGCAAGGAGAUUUUCCAAGCAUCUGACAUGCGAAUACUCAGGUGGUUAGGAUGCGAGACUUCCAGAUCUACGGACAACAAGGGUUGAAGCUGUUUUUAAGAAACAGAUGCACAAAAUAAACAAACAAAAAACUUAUGAAAACAAAGCACAUCCAUGGUGCCAGAAUUUUAGAUUGUCAACCAGCAGUAAGGAACUUGUGAACAUCUGAGAAAAGAAAGUAACAAAGUUACAAAACAUAAUAACUUUCACAAUAUGGGUCAUGACGACUAACGAGAGAGACCAAGAGAACAGUCUCUCAAUGGCAAUCCAUCUCAAAUUUUAUUUGGUCCAUAAUGUAUACAUCAAUUUUGAAUAGAUAGGCAAGCGAGAUUUUUUCCUAUUAAGUUAGAGAUUAGACAAAAUAAAUAAAUAAAGAGACUAUAUCAACGGAAAUAAAAUAAAUUAAAAGACAACAACACCACUGCUUACCUCUAUGAUCAUCAUAUACCCCAAAGAAGGAUGUCGAACUGUCCAGACCAGGGCAGCAUGAGCAUCAUGCAUGCUAGGACACCACCUUGCAUAGAGGAUAAUCCAAACCUUAGGUUGCCAUUCUCGCCAUCUUCUGAAAACUUAUCAGUUUUGGGCGUACUGAGGUAAGGGCCUAUUUAUAUGUUCCAGGCAUGGUGAAUCGUUAAGAGUACCUUAA
Messenger RNA from Papaver somniferum (opium poppy), 1825 nucleotides. RefSeq names its product probable ubiquitin-conjugating enzyme E2 24. NCBI's taxonomy places the organism in Eukaryota, Viridiplantae, Streptophyta, Magnoliopsida, Ranunculales, Papaveraceae. The coding region runs from base 480 to 863 and encodes 127 amino acids. The record is from RefSeq and is a predicted model, not a curated record. The transcript is spliced from 3 exons. Gene Ontology annotation, molecular function: ubiquitin conjugating enzyme activity.